Messenger RNA from Sinocyclocheilus grahami, 6618 nucleotides. Its product is annotated as probable G-protein coupled receptor 158. The record is from RefSeq and is a predicted model, not a curated record. Gene Ontology annotation, molecular function: G protein-coupled receptor activity. Gene Ontology annotation, cellular component: membrane. The transcript is spliced from 12 exons. NCBI's taxonomy places the organism in Eukaryota, Metazoa, Chordata, Actinopteri, Cypriniformes, Cyprinidae. Bases 375 to 4499 code for a protein of 1374 amino acids. Gene Ontology annotation, biological process: G protein-coupled receptor signaling pathway.
GUGUGAAGUACUAACUCCCUACCUCCGAAAAAUAGCAUUUUUUUGUUUCUCUCUCUCUCUCUCUCCUUCGAUCACGUCUGUUGUGGUCCAGCAUCAUAUUGGGAGGAGAGCGUCGGGGAUCCUGCACAUCUGCUGCGCUCCUGCGAGGAGGUACAAGACCGAGCCAGCAUCACUUACACAAACAACACCAAUGCACAUGAGAGGAAAGGGAUUACCGAUGCAAUAACUGUCUUCUGGCCAGGAAUCAGGAGUCCGUAAUGCGUGAAAAUCCACAGGUGAAAAUGCUGUGCUGAUUUGAUUCAUUCCAGCUGCGAUUUCUCGCAUCAGAUUUGGUGAACUGAAGCUGGUAAGGUAAAAGAGCGGGAUUGAAGGAUAUGGCCAUAAUCCGGAUAUCGUUACUCUUGCAAGUGGGAUUUGUUAUAGGAUCAAAUUAUAGAUAUGUGGAACAUGAUCGGGACCUAAAAGCAAAGCUGCCCAUUUAUAAUACGCACAGCAACCAGCAAGCGCACCUCCGGAAGCCACAUUCGGGUUUAGCGCAGAAGAUCGAGGAACAGGUACCCCGAGUGGUGAGUGCGUUUCUGCACACGGGGGAUUCCUCCACCUUAAAACACGGCAACUGCUCCAAGAGAUAUGAGCUGGCGGUGUUGCGGGGAAGGACGCGCGGAGACGCGCAUCACUCCAUGCGCAGCGUUCUGGACACGGUCCUUCACGCCACAAACUUCCUCAACAUGAUCCUACAAACGAACAGGUCCAGAGAUCACAGCCCCAGACGCGAUAUGGAGUGGUACCACGCUCUGGUCAGGAGUAUCCUGGAGGGCGACAUCAAGAUCCAUCGAGCAGUGAUCACCUUGAGCACCGAGUCCCCUCCUGAAGGGCCACCUGUUUACCUUCAGGCCACACGAGCAGGUGGAGAGAUAAUUCUCCAGGAUUUAUCCAACACUGCCCACCAUAUACUGAAGAACAGAACGGCUGAUACCGAGUGGUACCAUGAGCAUAAAAAUAAAAAGAAGACCCAUCUCCAGAAACGAGUGCUGAGUCAAGAUUUUGCCUCUUUUGACGCGUCUGUGCGCAGUGGAGAAAGUUAUAUUACCGACAAAACUCAAAUUCACUGGUCAGCUCCGUAUUUGGAGUGUAAAAAUGGGAAUUUCAUUCCCAGAUGGCUCGUGACACUGUCUGCUGGCUUCUAUGGCCUUAAACCCAACCGGAAUCCAGACUUCAGGGGUGUUGUUCGAGUGGACGUCAGCCUGCAGGAUGUGGAUAUUGAUCAGUGCUCUGCAGAUGGCUGGUUUGCAAAUGCCUGGCCACACAGGUGCAACCUCACCACUAUGGAGUGUUUGCCCAUCCCAGGUCAUGGAUUUGUGCUGGACAAGUAUAAAUGUCACUGCAAAAGCGGCUUUUAUCAUCCAAGCAGAGUUGCAGUCAAUGGCUUUAAAAGGAAAGCAACUGGGAAGGGCAAGGAGAGUUUGCCACAUCACAGGGAUGUUCCAGAAAGUUCCAGCUACUGUCUGCCCUGCCAAGAAGGCUGUGCUUUCUGCAAGGACGACGCGCCCUGUGUGGCCCGGGGUGAAGGCGCCCUGCGUAUGGCAGUGCUCUCCUUUCAGGGCUUGUGCAUGCUCAUGGAUUUCAUCAGUAUGGUGCUGCUCUACCAUUUCCGCAGGAACAAGAGUAUCAGAGCAUCAGGACUCAUCCUGUUAGAGGCCAUCUUGUUUGGAGCGCUCCUCCUGUACUUUCCGGUGGUGAUUCUGUACUUCCAGCCGAGUGUUUUCCGCUGUAUACUACUGCGAUGGGUUCGUCUGCUCGGAUUUGCCACUGUCUAUGGAACGGUCACCCUCAAACUCUACAGGGUUCUCAAAGUGUUCCUGUCACGUACAGCCCAACGGAUCCCAUACAUGACCAGCUGGAGAGUGAUACGUCUUCUGUGUGUCAUCCUGCUGAUUGUGUUAUGGUUCGCAAUAGCCUGGACCACCGCUGUUUGUCAGAAUCCAAACAGACAUCUCGCUCUCAUCAGUGUGGGCUUCACCACUGAUGGGCUACAGUUCAGCAUGUGUCUGCUGGACCGCUGGGACUACAUGAUAGCUGUGGCUGAGUUCCUGUUCCUCCUGUGGGGUGUGUAUCUGUGCUAUGCGGUGAGGACCGUCCCCUCAGCUUUUCAUGAGCCACGCUACAUGGCCAUCGCAGUGCACAAUGAGCUCAUCCUCUCUGCCAUAUUCCACAUUUUAAGGUUCACUCUUGCCCCUGAACUGCACCCGGACUGGAUGUUGAUGCUAUUCUUUGCUCAUACACACUUGACAGUGACUGUCACUUUGGCGUUACUGCUUGUGCCAAAGUUCUUGUUUGCGGGUACACAUCUAAGGGAUGACAUUGCUACAGAGGCCUAUGAAGAUGAAUUGGACAUGGGCCGGUCUGGGUCAUACCUGAAUAGCAGCAUCACGUCCGCCUGGAGUGAGCACAGUCUGGACCCAGAGGAUAUUCGGACACCAGAGGAAAUGGGCCAGCUAAGUUCUAUUAAUGGCUGUGGCGUAAGGUCUUGCGACAGUCUUUGGGAAAAACGUACCAACGAAGAGCUGAAGAAACUCUACUCCCAGCUGGAGAUUUAUAAGAGGAAAAAGAUGCUGGCCAACAAUCCUCACCUGCAGAAGAAGCGCAGCUCCAAAAAGGGCCUAGGUCGCUCCCUCAUGCGCCGCAUCACUGAGAUUCCAGAGACAAUGGGCCGGCAGUGUAGCCGUGAGGACAAGGACCUGGGUGAACAUGGGAGUAACCGCAACAGCAUCUGUGUCCUAAGAAAGAACCCUUUUGAACCCACACACUCUGUUAAGCCUGCCAAAGAGGAAUCCUUGAAGAGCAAAGUUUUCUCCCUUAAAAAGUCCCACAGCAGUUAUGACCAUGUUCGGGACCACAGUGAGGAUUCCAGCAGUUCAGUAACUGACAAUAUGGAAGUCACAAACACAGAAGACUCCCUUCUCGAAACCCUAAUGGGCAAGAAGCUUGUCAAAAAGUCCUCCGAGAAGAUUGAUGCAGCCAGUGAGUCAACAGAGUCCGUUCCCCUGGUGUGUAAGUCAGCCAGCGCUCACAACCUGACAGCUGAUAAGAAACCUAUUCACCCUAGAACAUCCAUGCUGCAGAAAUCUCUAAGCGUCAUUGCCAGUGCCAAAGAGAAAACACUUGGUCUAACAGGAAAGGCCCAAGCAGCGGAGGAUCCAACAAAGAAAGCCAAUCAAAAGAACAAGGAUGCCAAGACCCCAGCUGAAGCUGAAGAAAAGGAGGGUUAUCCAAAGAUGAUUGUCAGUCAGUCAGUGGAGUACAAGCAGACAGCUGCCAAAGCUGGUAUAAUGAAGCCACAGAUGAGCGGAAGCCAGCCCUCAAUUUGCUCAGAAACAGCCAAGGGGAAAGACCUGUAUGACCUCUCAGAGGUGUGCCCUUGGGAAGUGGAGGACGUGCCGACUCCCUCCGAAAACAAGGUCCAGAAACAUGUGUCUAUUGCCCCCGAGCAGACCACCGCAGUCCACGGAAGUAGCAACAAGGCGACAAAGUCGCAACAGCAAAAGCAGAAAGCCACAGAGCAAUCACCCUCCGUGGUCAGACGUCCAACCCAAAAAGCUGCUGAUAGAGCAGACAUAUGUCCGUGGGAGGAAGGAAAUGAGGACCAUGGUCAGGCAGUGGGGCCAAAACCUCACUCCAGUAGUAAGCCUGCCAUGUCCAAACCCCAGGCAUCUGGAGAGGUUGCCAAGGUUCUCAAAGCUGAGGUCUGUCCAUGGGACUUUAAGGAAGUGUCGAGCAAGCCAAAGGACUCGGGUUGCUCCCCUGAUCAGAGCAGACCACGAAAGGACACUACGCCAACUGAGAUCAAAGGGAAAAUAAGCUCCUCGUCUACUGAAGUCAAGGACAAGGGUACAACGCCCACCGAGGGUAAAGCAAAGAGCGUUUUCUCCGAGCCUACUAAAUCCCAAGGCAGCACACUACAGCCACCCUUUAAAGCAGAAGUGUGUCCAUGGGAGGUUGAGACUGUGUCAGGUCCUGUCUCUGAAAAAAAACCUUGUUCUUCUCAGGUUUCUAAAACAAAGGAGACAUGUGCUAUAAAGAAGGAAACUUCUCCUGUCAGAAUAUCAGAGAUGGAAAGAGAGAACGCAAAGGGUCCUGAUGAAGACAAAAUUAAAUCAAAUGCAAAAGACAAGUUAACCUCUGGAAAAACGAAAGAUAGUCCUAUCAGCCAGCCUAAACUGGCUGAGGUUUGUCCAUGGGAUGCUGAUAGUAGUCACGAAAUUGUCUCAAUGGAAAAACAAAAAAGCCCAAAUGUUGCAUUAGCAAAAAUUAAGCAAGCAGAGGUAUGCCCUUGGGAUUUUGAAGAUGCGGCAACUAGUAAAGAAGUCAACCAGAGCACCAGUUCACCCACUGGCAAACAGAAAAGUUCGAAUUCCAAAGGCAGAGUUACUAGUGGUGUUAAAACGUCAGAUGUCUGCCCUUGGGACUUUGAUGACCAAGGAUCAACAAAAAAAGCAUGACACUUUACCUGAGUGAACCAUUAGUUAGUCCUCAUUAUAUGUGCUUUUUCUUUCAUAAAUACACCAUGAAAUAAAAACUUUAAUAGCAUUUAUGGUGAUUUGGAAAAGAAAAUCAACAUGUCGCACAAGCUGCCUUUCUCUUCAACCUUUUGUUUUCCCUUUGUGUUUUUUGGAAUAAAAGGAAGAAAACCCUGAAAAAAAACACACACAAAAACAAAAAUGCAACAACUCACCAGGCAUUCCAGAUUUUAAAGUAUUGGUUGAACCUUUAAAUAGAAAUGGUAGUUUACAAUUAUGCAACUCUUUAUGUGCAAUGUAAACAAGAUGCCUAUGCUCACCACAUGUAUCCUCAUUAACAUUUGAGCUCUCAGAACAGCUGCAUCUGUAGCCUCUCCUUGACUAUGGCUUCCACAAAAGAUUGUACAAGUUAUUGUUACAUAGGAAGGUGUGGACCAUGCAUGAAGUGUCAUGGAGUAAGCCUGAUCCAUUUCCUUGUUUUCGUUUGUUUCACACAUUAUCAUCUGGUUUGAAUAAAAAUUAAUAUUUGCCAAAGAUAGAGGUAAAAUCCAAUAAAUCUAAGAACUCAAACCUCAACAGCAUAAUAGAGACACAGCAUUUGUACAGUGAGCCGAAUUCAUGCGACUGCUAGAAAAUUAGCCUGUAGCACUUUAGUAAAGAACACGCUUAGAGAGACAGAUGCAAACUGGACAGAACUCCAUUCAUAUUUACCCUUGUUUGUUGUUUGGCCUUGCUGUUUUAUGCCGUUCUGCGAUCAUAUGUGCACAUCUGCAACAUUUUUUAGUUAUCUUGACUAGAAAAAAAAGCUAGAAAAAAUUAAACAUUUCCAAUGCUUCCAAAUGUGCUAAUAUAUUAUCCUGAAUGUGCCUAUUUAAAUAGUCCUGUACCAGUCUUACUUUGUAUUGGGAGAUGUGAAACCUUUGUCAUAGCCCAUGUUACAAAUACUUAUUGAAACACUUGAUGAAAAUCAGCAUCUUAUUUUUGAAAAUAAAUGAUGUUUAGUUUAUAUAUUAGUAAUGUUGCAAAAUUGUAAAUGCUUUUUGAAUGGGGUACGCUAUGAAAAAAAAAAAGUCCACUACUCAGUUCAUGGGACCAUAGAUAUUGUUUCUCUCAGCGUAGGGCACAAUCAUGCCUCUGAUGUCUUUCCUUUUUGUUUUUUACAAUUAGAAUACUCAUGAAUAUGAAAUCAAAUUCCAGUCUAUCUCAUAUCAAAUUCUAACACAAGCCUCAAUUUCUUUAAUAUGUAUUACAUCAGUUUACAAAUAAAGUCUUGCUCUUACCGUAUUGAUUUAUUUUUUUGGGAAAAUGUAUCGAUUUCUUAGAAGAACAUUCUAAAAACAUCCCCAGUGAUUGCUGAUGUGAAUUCAACAAUGUAUCUAAAUUACUGUUGGAAUGUUAACAUAUCUUGUAUGCCUUUUCAGCACAUGGUCAUUGGUAAUCUGUAAUGAUGUCAAGGUAAUGGUGUCACAACACAUGAGGCAUGAACUGUUGUACAGGUUGAUGCCUAGUUAUGAAAUGUUCGUAUAAAUGUCGACAUAUUGCGAUUGCAAACUAUUUUGACCCAAUCUUACAGUAGCUAAAUGGUUUUUAAAUGUAUUGACAGAUUCUUGUGUUUUGUAUGUGCACAAUAUGAAUUAGCAAGAAUACAGAAAAAAUGGUUAUGCCAUGUAAAUAUGUUAUAGCUACCAAAGAGGUUAAAAAAUUUACCUAAAUAUUUAAUUCUUGGCAUUUGUUUGAAAUCAGAUAAUGUAACACUCCCGUUUCUCCACAGUGGGGUAAAUUUAUCAAUGACCUCUUAUCACAAUUUAACUUAUAAAACUAAAAUUAUCUUUCCAUGCUAAUAUUUACAUAGGUAGGUCAUUCCUGUUCUGCAGUACUUUUUUUUCUUUCUUUCACCGGACUUUCAGAAAUAUGCUCUGGUAAUGGCGGGUUCAGACUACACAAUAUUUUUGUCGGUCACGAUAGUCACAGUGUCAGAUUACACGAUUUUUACUCCUAAAAUCUUGUCGUGUCGUGGACAAGAAACAUGUAAUACAGGCAGACAGGAGUACUGUUGACACAGCUCCACGAACCUUUCCUCCAUUUCAUAAUUCCACCUAGC